AUAUUUAUAAAAGUAAAAUAAAUCUUGAGAAUCUUAAAUAUUAAAAAACAAUCUCAAACAUAGCAUGCAUUUACGAUGUAUAUAUUUAUAGUUUAUUUAAAUCAAAUUAGUGACGCUCCACAGUAUAGCACACAGUUGUUUAUAUGAUCCUUUGUGUCUUGUAUAUAUGUGUAGUGUAAAUAAGUAACUUAGGAUAACGCGCUUGUAUAUCGAUAUAUAGACCGAUGGCUGUAUAAUAACAUUAAACAAUCGAAGAGUUUUCAGUUAAGUACGGAAGGUUAACGAAGCGUGAGUGUAAGAAAAAACAGGUUAUUUGUGAUUGUUGAUUUAAACUGUGCAUUUAUAAUUUUUAAUAUUGUUAAAAUAAUAUAAAUAAUAGAAAUUUUUAAUAUCAAUUUAAACUUCUAAGAGUAUAAUAAUUAUAUAUUACAUAUAUGUGUUUAAUUGACUACGACGUCCCAUUAUAAUAGUGUAGCACACAGUUGCUUCUUAUUCUGCGACACCCUGUGUCAUUUAUAUACAUGUGUACUGUGAAGAAACUAAGUAUUACGUAUUGGUAUAUCGAUGGAUGGUGGUUUUCAUACCAAACAAAAGACGAUAGUUUUAAGUUAAGUACGGAAGGCAAACGUUACGCGAGUGCAAGUUAAAGCAGGUUACUUGUGAUUGUUAGUUUAAAUUAUUUUUAUUUUAUAAUAUACUGUUAAAAUAAAUUUAAUACUAAGAAUCUUUAAUAUUAAAUGAAAUUCUCGAAGAAAAUAAUUUAAUUUUUUAAAGGUGAUACCAGCAUUAGUGAUUGAAAAUGACUGAAGACAAGAAACUAUCGCGAUUUUACUUGGUAUUAUUUUCCAAAACCAAAGAAGACGGAAAAGUUGAAGAGAUCGAUAUUGUCCCGGCUAAUUGGAUUUUCUUUGGCAAGAAUAACAGUUGUCGUUGUAAAUUUAUGCCUGGUCCAUUUGAUCAGUCGAAUUACAGCAAGCUUCAAGCGAUGGUUAAAAAUUGUGCUAAGCCUUCCUCUAAAUGGCCUGAUUAUAAUGUUGAAAUACGCGGAAGAGCAAAUUCAUAUGAAGAAGCUGAAGAACGUUUGAAAAUAUUAAACAAAGAGUUGUAUGCUUUUACGACUGAGAACGAAGAUUCCGCUAAACUACAGGCCUCGAAAGAUCUUAAAUUAUUAAAAAUGAAGUCAAAUAAAAAAAAUAUCGACAAUUUACAAAAAGAAUUGAACACCUUUGAAGUAGAAUUUGAUGAUACAGAGCCCUCAGGGAGAAAAAAUUCUUCAUUGCAAUUAAAUGAUAAAAGAAAGGGGAAAAAAAAUGAUGGAUCAUUUGACCUGGAUAGUGAUGAUAAUAAUGACGUUUUUCGACAAUCAACCCAGGAUUUAUCACACGAAACUAGUGACUCUUCACCUCCAACCAGUCGAUCAAAAUUGCUGAAGCGGAAAAGAGUGUCACCGCGAAAUAAAUUCAACAAUAAGAAGUUGAAGUUACAUAAUUCUGCGAAGAACAGCAGUAACAGUAGUUUUAAUAGCAGUCUACACGAUGACUCAAAUUCGAAGCAAUCACUUACAACUAAGUCACCUACGCGAAGUUGUAAAAUUGAUAAGUUUAAAAAUUCGAUAAAGAAGACGCCUGUAACUUGUAAAGAUUCAAUAAAAAAUAUGGAUGUUAUUACAUUUUUCACGAGCAUAAGUAAACAAAUUAGCCAAUUGAACUCUACUGUUGUUCAAAUUACUGCUGAGUUUAAUCAACUAGCUAAUGACACGAAGGAGAUAAAAAACAUCUUAAAAAAGAAAUGUUUUGGCGACGGUGUUGAUGGUGAUGAUUCUGUUGGCGAUGAAAUUAAUGAACCGAAUAAUGUUGACGGAGAAAAUCAAAAUACUGGUAAAAAAAUAAAAAAAUUUGAUUUUCCCAUCGAUGAUAACGAUACUUUUAUUGAUUUUAAUAACCAACUUGAAUCUAGUCCUACUUAUCGUAAGCAAGUCAUAAAACGCAUGUCUCAACUAAUAAAUAAAAAUAAUCUUUUAAAUAAGAAUAUGACGACGUUAAUUAAAGUCUACAUUUCAAGAAAAUUAGCCAUUUUAUAUGUUCCAUCUAAAUCCGUCCUGACUAAACAGAAAAAACCAGUAUUUAAAAAUACUAAAUUUUACAAAUGCAUAGAAGAGGUUAUGCGACAAAAACUGAAAAAUUCUUCGGGAAAUGAUCUCACUGAUAAGGAUAUUUUGGAUGCAAUGUCAUUAACGAUUCGAAAUGCUCGAGACUGGGAUGGUCAUCGUUUACUGAGGCUGAAAAAACUUGAGGAACCUGCAGAUAAUGAAGUUGAUCAAUAAAUUUUAUUAAUAUCGUUUUUAUACUUAAACAAUAGUAAAUGAUUUUACUAUAUUAAAAGAUUCUACUGGUUAUAUAUGUACUAAGUAAUCUAAUGUUAUUAUUAUUAUUAUUAUUAUUAUUAU
This is a messenger RNA of Microplitis demolitor, 2446 nucleotides long. RefSeq names its product leucine-rich repeat and coiled-coil domain-containing protein PF3D7_0703800-like. The record is from RefSeq and is a predicted model, not a curated record. The transcript has 7 exons. Bases 800 to 2323 code for a protein of 507 amino acids. NCBI's taxonomy places the organism in Eukaryota, Metazoa, Arthropoda, Insecta, Hymenoptera, Braconidae.